Messenger RNA from Macroventuria anomochaeta, 1152 nucleotides. RefSeq lists its product as uncharacterized. Lineage: Eukaryota; Fungi; Ascomycota; Dothideomycetes; Pleosporales; Didymellaceae. Bases 252 to 893 code for a protein of 213 amino acids. The record is from RefSeq and is a predicted model, not a curated record. The transcript has a single exon.
CGGGCGGUGACAAGUGACUGGCAGCUCCGAGAGCCCGACUAGCGUGCUCGGCCACUGGCGCAGCAAAAGAAAGAGGGACUGGGUGCUGGAGGGGCCGGGGAAGACGCACUGAGAGGCGCGGGUGGGCGACAGUCUCCGCAGGGAGCGGUGGCAGAGACUGGGGGGAGAGUCGUCGUCACGGGUCGUGUGCGCGGUCGGAGCGUAGGUCGGGCGGUACUCAGGUACUCUAUCCUCGAGUGGCUGUGGUGUUGAUGCGGCAGGUGGUUGUAGCGGCUUGGCGGUGCGAUCGUCCCUUCAGGCUGGGAGUCUGGGAGACGGGCGCAGCACACAUCCGUCUCCGCCAACACCGCUCGCACCACCGCUCGCACCACCGCGCAGACGCACCGGCUGGCUAUUUUGCUAUUCUUGACACCUCCGCCCGUGCUCGAGCCCUGCAUCAUCACCACCGGCUCUUCCGACCACAUCGCUGCCACCGUCGCGCUCCAUUCUUAAGCGCCGCGCUCCCCGCCGUCUCGCUCACCUCCCAGCCGUCCCCGUACUGUCGCAGCUCGCCCACGCAGCUCCUCGUCCACGCAGCGCCGCCCUCCCUCACCCACCCGCCCUCCACUCGCUUGCCGUCAGUCGCUCCAGUCAGUCCCUUGUGGGACACCCCGUUCAGGCGACUCUCUCUGUCUCACCCGUCGGCCCUCUCGCCCCCACGUUCGUCGCUGCUCGAGCCUCGCCCGGCCUUCCGGCUCGCUACCCAGCGCCUGCACCGACUGCCUCCACCGCCUGGUCGCUGCAAGUCGCUGCAAGUCGCUGCAAGUCGCUGCAAUUACACCCGUCGAGACAUCCUGCAUUCCUAUCGACCAAUCUCGCCCUGCCUACCAGCUGUCAGCACCACGGCCGACUAAACGUCGCCAGCUUCCCACUCGACGAGACACUCGCCUGCCGUCCAGCCAACCGCAACACCACCCCGAGCCUGCUGCGUUGUACACGGCACGCCAUCCACCAUGUCGCAGCAGCAGAAUAACGGCGAGCCUGUGAUGCGUAGGUAAGUCGCAAUUCUGCUUUUCGCCGUUUGUUGUCAGACCGAGCACCCUUGUUUGUUGCGCCUUGCGUGUCGAUCAUCACUUUUGCGCCUGCCAUUACUUGCAUCUCCCAGCCUUGGCU